Molecule: messenger RNA, 408 nt
Organism: Acaulospora morrowiae
Lineage: Eukaryota; Fungi; Glomeromycota; Glomeromycetes; Diversisporales; Acaulosporaceae
Source: the annotation of a GenBank genome assembly
AUGAUGUUAAAUUUUGUAGGAAAACAUUGCUUUAAAGCAUUGAAAACAAAUAUUGGCAGCGUAAUUUCCAGGAGAUUUACGUCUACUUUGGAUUCGGGAAAACCUUUUACUCCAGAAAUAAAGGAAAAUGAAUUGGAACAAACUAAAGAUGUUAAACAAAAAGAAUCCGUACCCUACUUACGAUUAAGAGAGAUUCAUUCCAUAGACGAAGAAACCAUUGAAAUGAUGAUUACAAAUUAUUCAAUUGUGCGGACCACAGAUAAUACCUUUUUUACACUUGCCCCUGCGGUGAUCAUUAAUUUCAAAGCAUUUGAUUUCUGUAAACAAGCAAAAAAAACAAAAGAGCCCAUCACAACUUAUCGUUUACAAACUGUGGUAUCUAAGAAGAAAGUUAGCAAACUAGCUGUA